This is a messenger RNA of Mugil cephalus (flathead mullet), 2006 nucleotides long. It is a transcript of the gene dnajc4, whose product is annotated as DnaJ (Hsp40) homolog, subfamily C, member 4. The transcript is spliced from 8 exons. Bases 425 to 1138 code for a protein of 237 amino acids. NCBI's taxonomy places the organism in Eukaryota, Metazoa, Chordata, Actinopteri, Mugiliformes, Mugilidae. The record is from RefSeq and is a predicted model, not a curated record.
UUUAAACGUGUUUAAGUUUCAAAGUACGUUCUCAUAUUUGGUGUUUAUCUGACCAAACGACACCAACAAGUGUCAACGUUUUAGAAAGAAAACGUUAGCCGGGGACUUUGUUUGACUCUUAAAGCUAACCCAUGUUAGCAUUAGCUUCUGUGCUCAGGCAGCAUAACAAAGUGUCCCAAUGGAAGCACACGAUUUCUGCAUGUUUGUAUUGGACAGAUGUGACUAUUUCAUUUAUUUCGCACACGGUACAUGUGCAUUAUGAACGUAAUUAACGUAAAUUCAACACAUGACAAAGUAAACUAAAUGAAUCACCACGGUUCAAACAGCCCCAGAAACAAAGCCAGUUGGAGUCAAAAUGAGGGGACCUUUGCUGACACCAGCCUUUUCAGUGGAAACACAGUGAAAGCCUUUUCAUUUUCCCAUCAUGCAGUUGGAGGCUCAGCUGCGUCUAUGUCAGAGUUGUCUUUGGUGCUGCAAGAAUGGACUGCGGCUGCUCUCCCAGAGCUACGCACACAGGAAAGCUGUGAACUACUACGACCUCCUGGGCGUAAAAUCGGAUGCGUCGCUGGAUGAAAUAAAAAAUGCGUUUUUUAACAAAUCUAAAAAGCUUCACCCAGACAGCGACCCGUCAAACCCAGGGCUGCACACCCAGUUCGUGGAGCUGAACGAGGCCUACCGAGUGCUGAGCAAAGAGCUGAGCAGGAAGGAGUACGACUUAAAGAUCCGACACCCGUACAGCGGAGGUCACGCCUUCAGAUCUACCUCCAGUACCGUCUACGGAGCCAGUGCGGAGGCUCAGGACAGCAAUCGCUACUGGGAGCAGUUUCGUCAGUCACACACUCAGGAAGCAACGGCAGACGAGCGACAGAAAAGUCGGAGGAAGAACUUCCGCCUGGUGGCCUACUGUGUCAUCACUAUGAUGCUCAGCAUUGGAGCCCACGGCGUCUUCUUCAGGAAACUGGAAGAAGUUCACAACAACUUCAUGGAUGAGAAAGAUAGAGCAAUCAUGGAAAUUUACAAUGACUCCAAAGAGCGGGCCAGGGUCAAUGGUUUUAAGAAGCAGACGGAAAUCCUCCGUCAGAAACAUGCCGAGUAUGUGGAGAAAUACAAAAUCCGCACUGAUGGAGCGGACAAGUAGGAGAGUCUCCAGCUGUGCUCUGUGAUUACGGUGUUUGAACUGCCAGCAGGUGGACGGCUGGAUUAGUUUCAGUAAAAUUAUUCUCUGACGGUUUUAAAACAUGUUUCUGCACCUUAUUUUCCUUCAGUGUUUUUUUUUUUGCUGAAAUCUGCAGAACAUGGGUGUGAUGCGGGAGGGUUUCAAAGAGAUGUUUCUCGAACACAUUGAGCUAUACAUCAAUGGACUUGUGUGUUGAACCACUUAAAGCUGUUGCUUCAUUUGAAGUGUUGUGACUGCCAGACAAGGAAUAGGAUGUCCACCUUCUCUACUAUGUUGUCCACAGGAUCCACCACGAGGACCACUGUAUCUGCCACUAAUGAACACUCAGCAGCAAUUUUUAUCCUCAGCCUCAUUUUCUAUAUUGGUGUCUUGGGAUGCACUCCUGUCGUAUCCUCACAGGCUAGGUGAGCCUCACGCUGUUUUGAGGGUGAAGCGGUUGAGACGUGCCUCUGGCCCUGAUCUGUAUUCAGAAUUUCAUUUUCAACCCCCUCUAUUGAAAUACUGUGCAUGUCUUACCCAGUUAUGAAACAUCUGUUUAAAAGACAGAAGCUAUAAAUUCUCAAUGUAAAGACUUGAAAAGGAUGUUACUGAGUAAUGUAUUUAUGGUCAAACUGAUGUGACAACCUUUUUACAAAUGUAUAAAUUUAACUGAAGGCUCCAGCACAGAAGAGUAUACUGCCAGUUGUUAUUUCAACCCCCACAGCCAACGUUUAUCAUUCUGCCUCUCGGUUUUUAGAUCUAUUAGACAUUGCGUUCAUGUGUUUUCUGGCCGCCUUAUCUUUUCCUUGGAGGGGAACGAUUAAAAGAUCAUCUGUCUUAUCAAUCAUUA